AAAGUUGACCAUGCAUUUCAAGGGAUCUGGCCCCAUCUUCUUUGCGUUCCUGACCUUUGCCUUUAUCGUUGGGACCUAUGGUGCCGACUAUGAGACCUUCCUAAGGCAGCACUAUGACAACCCCAAGAGCAGUGUCGGAAGCAAUUACUGCGAUGCCAUGAUGCAAAAACGUGAUCUGACCAAACCUCAAUGCAAAGAGGUGAACUCCUUCAUCCACGAAACCAAGAAUAACAUCAUAGAUGUAUGUGGUAAUGGAGGGGAACCUUAUGGGGACAGGUUGCGGCGCAGCAAGAAACAGUUCUCUGUCACCACCUGCAAGCUUAAGGGAGGCUCGACCCGUCCACCUUGUAACUAUAGAGAGAACAAGUCAGAAAGAUAUAUUGUUAUCGCUUGUCGUGAUAAAUUGCCUGUACACUAUGAUGAAGGUCUGAUCUAA
Messenger RNA from Anolis sagrei ordinatus, 436 nucleotides. The record is from RefSeq and is a predicted model, not a curated record. Lineage: Eukaryota; Metazoa; Chordata; Lepidosauria; Squamata; Anolidae.